Molecule: messenger RNA, 4350 nt
Organism: Punica granatum (pomegranate)
Lineage: Eukaryota; Viridiplantae; Streptophyta; Magnoliopsida; Myrtales; Lythraceae
Source: RefSeq, a predicted model, not a curated record
AUUAUUGCCUCAAACUUUUGUCCUCUCUGCUUAACAGCUUCAACCACCGCUUCCACCACCGCGUCGAGACCUCCACCGCCACCGCCACCACUGCCGGCAGCUCCGGAACGGCCGUCGACCUCUCGAGAAUUCCGCCACCAGCUCCCGGAAGGACACGAUCAGCCUCUUUUCUGUAUCUGUAUAUCUAUCUUCGUCGGCGGACUGAGUCGCAUUUCCUUUCUCUUAUUCCAAAUCUGCUCCUCAUCGCGGGAAAUUCUACAUCUUUUCUUGACGAGACGAGCGGGAAUCCUCGAUUUUUGCCGGAAUCGCGAGUACCUGUGAUCCUGCAGCCCUUGGCUGUCCGAUUUGAUCAGUCGAGGUGUUGCAAUUUGGUUCUUAAAGUUCACGUAGGGUUUGCUCAGCAUCAGGUUUGCUACCUAAUUCCGAUUUGCGAAUUGACAUUUAGGUUUAUCAGUAUUGUUAGAUUGGUGGGAUCAGGGUUAGGGUUUUGUGCUCUAUGAUGGUAGAUUGAUAUAAGUAGGAUUUGAUAAUGGUUCGGCUGCUCGGGCUCACUCUCAGAGAAAACGAUGAUUCGCCCCGGGAGAUCCCGAGCUCUCGGACUACUCUGGCCAGUGAGUCAGGUGAGACUGGGUGGCUCAUCAGGUUUUUCAACUCAGCAUUCUUCUGUGAGUGGAUUGCUGUUAGUUACCUUUAUAAGCAUGAUCAUGCGGGUGUUCGCGAUUAUCUAUGCAAUCGGAUGUACACAUUACCUCUGCCCGGGAUUGAGAGCUAUCUUUUCCAAAUUUGCUACAUGAUGGUGCACAAGCCAAGCCCUAGCUUGGAUAAGUUUGUGAUCGAUAUUUGCUCCGAGUCAUUGAAGAUAGCAUUGAAAGUGCAUUGGUUCUUGAUGGCGGAGCUGGAGGAUAAUGAUGACAAUGAAGGGAUUAGCAGGAUUCAGGAAAAGUGUCAGAUUGCAGCUACUUUGAUGGGUGAGUGGCCUCCUCUUCUGAAGCCACCCAGUUCUACUUCUAGUCCUGGGAGUAAGAAUCAGGUUUUGAAUAGGAUUUUGUCAUCAAAACAGCGGUUACUAUCACUAACAUCUUCACCGGACGAAAACAAGAGAAGGUCCUUCUCAUUCUCUCCCUCUAUGGGGAACAAUUUGCAAGAAGAGGUUGGUCAGUCAACUCCAGAGGAGAAUAAGAUCUUCAAGAAAUUUAUUCCGGGACCAAAGGUUCGGGACGCCUUUCUGUUCAGGAAGUCUGUGGACAAGGAUGAUGAGGAGUCAGAGAAGGAUGGUUUCUUUAAGAGGCUUUUGAGGGACAGUAAAAAUGAAGAUGAGGAAUUGACAACUAGCUCGGAAGGUUUCUUCAAAAGGCUUCUGAGGGAAAAUAAAGGUGAGGAUGAGGAUUUUACCUCAAGCUCUGAUGGAUUUUUCAAGAGGCUGUUUCGAGAUAGCAGGAGUGAUUCUGACGAUAAAUCUGUCUCAAAGUCAGUGGAAGAGGAUGAAAAAGAAGGGUUCUUUCGCAAACUUUUCAAGGAUAAGUUUGAGGACAGGAAAGACGGUAAUGAUGAUGAAGAUAAAGGGAUGGGUGAAGAAAGAUGUUCAAAAUCUGCUGAAGAUGAGGACAAGGAAGGAUUCUUCCGGAAAUUUUUCAGGGAGAAGUUUGAGGAUAAGAAAGAUGGUAAUGAUAAAGCUGAUGAGGGGAAUGCUCAUGGUGAGGAGGAAGAAUUUUCAUUAUUUCGAAGAUUAUUCCGUGUGCAUCCGGAAGAUCCCAGAACCAGUGCAGCGAGUGAGAAUGGUACUGCUGGUGGCUUGUUUGAAAGCAGUCCUGGCACUGAAAACUUUUUCCGCAAACUGUUUAGGGAUCGUGAUCGUUCGGUUGAGGACUCUGAACUUUUUGGUUCAAAGAAACAGAAUGAGAAGCGCCCUGGAUCGCCCAAACAACGAAAUGAACAGGCAAAUGUGAAGCCACCUCUUCCAAACUAUUCUGCAUCUCAUUUCCGCAAAGGGACAUACCAUGAGUCACUGGACUUUGUCCAGUCUCUGUGUGAUACGUCAUAUGGGCUAGUUGAUGUAUUUCCUGUGGAUGACCGCAAAAGUGCUCUUCGGGAGUCACUUGGAGAGAUGAAUUUGCAUGUAACUGAGGCCCAAAAUAGUGGAGGUGUUUGUUUUCCGAUGGGAAAGGGAAUGUAUCGUGUGGUUCAUAUUCCUGAAGAUGAAGCUGUUCUGUUGAACUCUAGAGAGAAGGCACCAUACAUGAUCUGUGUUGAGGUUUUGAAGAGUGAGAUGCCAAGCAAUUCCAAGGACAAUUCUGGAGCACACAAGCUUUCCAAAGGUGGAAUCCCUCUAGCAAAUGGAGAUGCACUAUUGGCAAAACCACCUUCUUGGGCGUAUCCUUUAUGGACUACACAAGAAGCAUAUCGUAAUAGCACAGAUAGAAUGUCUUCUUCUACUGCUCAAGCAAUUGACCAGGCGAUGGGUCAUAAAUCAGAGGCUACAGCCAAAUUUGUCAAUGUAAAUUUCUCAGUGGAGAAGAAAUUUCGGGCAAUGGGUUCAACAAGAGAUGUCAGUCAUCUAGAUGAAGGGGCAGAUAUGGAUUUGGAAUGGGUUAGAGUUGUCCUGACUGCGGAUCCUGGAGUGAGAAUGGAAGACAUUGAGGAUCCGCGACGUCCAAGGAGGAAAGAACACCGGCGAGUUCCUAGUACUGUAGCUAUCGAGGAAGUAAAGGCUGCUGCAGCAAAAGGGGAAGCACCUCCAGGACUCCCUCUUAAAGGGGCUGGUCAAGACUCAUCAGACACACAACCUCGAGUUGGGGGACAUCCAAAGGCUAGCGAUGCCCUAUCUGGUGAGCUUUGGGAACUUAAGAAAGAGAGGAUUCGAAAAGCUUCACCGUUUGGAAAGUUAUCUGGUUGGGACUUGCGAUCUGUUAUUGUAAAGAGUGGUGAUGACUGUCGGCAGGAACAUCUAGCUGUGCAACUUAUUUCCCACUUCUAUGAUAUAUUCCAAGAAGCUGGUCUCCCUCUUUGGUUGCGCCCCUAUGAAGUCCUAGUCACUUCGUCUUACACAGCUCUCAUCGAAACGAUUCCAGAUACAGCUUCACUUCAUUCUAUUAAAAGUAGAUAUCCCGAUAUAACGAGCUUACGUGAUUUCUUCGUAGCAAAAUAUGGAGAGAAUACUCCUAGCUUUAAGCUUGCUCAGAGGAACUUUGUGGAGAGCAUGGCAGGAUAUUCACUAGUAUGCUACCUCCUUCAGGUGAAGGAUCGCCACAAUGGCAACCUCUUGCUAGAUGAGGAAGGUCAUAUCAUACAUAUUGAUUUCGGUUUCAUGCUCUCUAAUUCCCCUGGUGGUGUAAAUUUCGAGAGUGCUCCCUUCAAGCUAACACGAGAACUUCUUGAGGUCAUGGAUUCUGACGCUGAGGGAGUUCCAAGUGAAUUCUUUGACUAUUUUAAGGUGUUGUGCAUCCAAGGGUUCCUAACUUGUAGGAAACAUGCUGAGCGUAUUAUAUUGCUCGUUGAGAUGCUCCAGGAUUCGGGCUUCCCGUGCUUUAAAGGCGGUCCACGGACUAUACAGAACUUGAGAAAGAGAUUUCAUCUUAGCUUGACUGAAGAGCAAUGUGUAUCUUUGGUGCUGUCCUUAAUCAGCAGUAGCUUAGAUGCGUGGCGGACCCGACAAUAUGAUUACUAUCAGAGGGUCUUGAAUGGAAUAUUAUGAGCAGUAGGAGAGAAUGUUCAGUUUAUCUACAUGGCAGUUCCAUGUGGUGGGGCCAUUCACUGCUAAACCUCUACUGGGUGAAUUUGCUGAUUCAAUCAGGUCCUUGUGUUGGAAGGGGAGCAGAUCUACCGUGGGAUUGGCCGGAGAUUUUUGCUGUUUGUGUCGAUUAUGCAAGCAAUUGUUUAUAGUAGAGAAGACCCUUAUUGGGGAUAGACACAUGAAUUUGGAUCGAGGACUGUUCUGAUAACAGAACAGAUCUCGGAUUUGUUGGGUUUCUGAAACUCUGCUGAUUGUUAGGGAUGGAGCCUGGGCGGUCGUCUGUACCAAUACUACUCCGACAGAUCACACUGUACAGAAUGAUUAUUCUGUAGGGGGAGAAGCAGCAGAAAGUACAUAUAUAGGCUCAGCCUUCGGAAGCAGAAUCUCGUGGGAAUCUCUGGGUGUGAUUUGUGAAGUGAUUUAUAUCUCGUUCCUCUUCUUAUUUUUCACUUCCGGAUUGACGUUUUCCUUGGGGUGAUCUUGUGUUACGAAGGUGGCAGCUUUGUAAACUGGUGCUGCUAUGUUAGACAGUUAGAAAAAAUCUGUCUCCCCCAAACAAGUUCUCUGAUUAUUUUGAGCAGGCAGGGUGUUAUAGAAGCAUUGCGAUUUUGUUUAUGUCC